Molecule: messenger RNA, 1809 nt
Organism: Necator americanus (New World hookworm)
Lineage: Eukaryota; Metazoa; Nematoda; Chromadorea; Rhabditida; Ancylostomatidae
Exons: 16
Coding region: 1-1809 (602 amino acids)
Biological process (GO): transcription elongation by RNA polymerase II; snRNA transcription by RNA polymerase II; positive regulation of transcription elongation by RNA polymerase II
Cellular component (GO): transcription elongation factor complex
Molecular function (GO): cis-regulatory region sequence-specific DNA binding
Source: RefSeq, a predicted model, not a curated record
AUGGCUUCACCACGCCUCGACGGGUCGCCCGAUCAUGCCGCACUUGACGUGUACAGACUCGAGUCGGAUUGCGGCGACUACGAAAGCGUGGUGAUGGUGAAGCUUACGGACGAGAUGUUCUCAGCUCUUAUGUUAGCUCAACGAAAAGGGCUACCCAUCCGUGUUCAUGUAGAUGAGCAGGGUGGAAAAUGGGAACUUGGCGAUCCAGCCAAUGGAGGAAACGUGUUCCGCUACCAGCAGCAGGCCUUGCCAGGUCCUCCUACUGAUGCUGUAGUUCAUGAUCCACGUUCUGGGACUCAUCGUGCCGUUGGUGCUUUCCGUAGCAAAUAUCAGAUCCAAGCAACGGACAAGUCAUUUGCGGAUACGAGAGAACGUGCCCAGAAACUCAUCGAAGAGGAGAAGAGUCGUGGCACGAAAGAUGUCACUAAACAUAGACAGAAGGGUAGUUUGCUUAAAUCGGGUACACCACGAGUCGGGUCAGCCUCGUCGUCUCGCAAUGUUUCACCACUUCUCACACGGACUCUCGAUACUCCAUCAUCUCGUAUCAGCCCUAACAAGUUUGCAAAUUCUACGGGUUCCAAUGGCAAUGCUUCUUUACAGAAUGGCGGGUCCUCGGGUACACCCCGCGCUACUCCUACGCAACACUUGAAUAGCGAGUUGAGGAAAAAGAAGCUGCGUCAACGGAUUAUUCAACUAGUCGUGCUUGGUAAAUUUUCUGGUGCCGAUUUGAUUCUGCGCCAACUACGUAAGGAUGGGUUGAAUGAAGAAGCGGGUCUUGAGCGACGUGUUGAAGACAUUGUUCGCGAAGUUUCUGAGCCUUCUAGUGGCACCGACACAACCAAAAUUGUACUUAGACCUGCUUUUUAUGGAGAGGUGGAUACGCGGUGGUUGUGGUACAAUCAGGAAGAGAAAGCAUAUGUUCGGCGUGUAACACAGGGCCUGUCUUCAUCGCAGACGAAAAGCAGUACUUUCGCUCCUAUGCGAAAAAGUGGCAUGGAACGUAUGCAAGCUCCUUGUCACUCUUCCACCAAUUCUUCUUCUGCCUCCGGUCAAACAGUUAGUCCUGAAGCUAUCCCUACACCACCCAAUUCCCGUCCCGCUUCUGCCGUCUCAGCUCCUAUGCGUAAAACUCCCCCGAAGAAUGUGAAUACUGUUCUGAAUGGAAGUCGUGAACAAACUCCCUCUAGUUAUCGUAGUCCUGCUCAUGAAGCAACGUCAGUAAACAAACGGAAAGCUCAUGUUCCCGCGCAACAACGUCAGCCCGAUGGGAAGCGGCCUCGCCAAGAAAGUGCUAGUCCUCCUGAAGAUCCCACUAACCAUCCUCUCCACAAUCAAAAAGCGAUGGCAGCACGCUCAGGUGGUAGCACUGCUUCUUCUCGCCUUAGCUCGCCCUGUAGUUUGUCAUCCCCCACACAACCGUCGUGUGAUUGGGAUAAAAGUUAUGGCGAGAUCAAAACUGUACAGGAAGCGGAGAAAUAUUUCACUUUGUUCCAGCAGGAGUAUCCAGAAUAUUUAGAAUGUUAUAAAACUUUGAAUGAGGUAGCCAAAGAGUUCCGUCAGCUCGAAAUACAACUGAAAAAUGCUGUAGAUAAUCGCAAGGACAUCGGGAGGAUCGAACAAAACAUACAGCAACGGUUUGCUCAGUACGAUAAGGAUCCCGAGUUUGUGAAGACUCGCCAACGUUACGCUGAUUUGCAUUCGAAACUGGCUGUGUUGAAGUCACGUAUAUCGGACUUCGAACGUGCUCAAGAUAUGGCUGCAAGUGGAUCAACUACUGCUGUUCCCAUGGAUCUUUGCGAUUUGGAGUAG